AUCAAAGCCGUUUUAUCAUUGUUUGCGCACGUGACCGAUCGUCGUAAUCGUUGUAAUAAUCGAGUCUCCCACAUCGCUGAUGUUUUUGUCAAUUAUUACAGUGCUCGUCGUGAUGAUUAAUUGAGUUUUCGUCAAGAAAAUCGAAGAUUCCAAUUUCGACCGUGGAAGAUCGAUCGCGCGAAGUUGCAGAUUGCCACAAAUUAAAGAUAUGACAAACGCUCUUUCUUGCAUCGCUAAAUAUCGAUCGACGUCUUCGUCAUGGCUGAACAGUUCGGCUUAAAUAUCGUUCGAGAUGCAUGACAAAUUUUUACGCAAAAAUGUAAACACGAAAUCGUAAACUUACACCUAUCACAACCUGCGCCGCCACAGAAUUGCGCGUGGAAAAAUUUCGGAAUCUCACGAUGCACCAGACUGAGAUGCAAAAUUGAACAUUACGAAAUAUGGGUGACCGAUAGAAGAGGAACACCGCACGCGAACAAUGGCUCGAAACUUCUAAGCAUCCUCUCGUGCAGUUCUCGCCGUCUUCCCUCUCCCCCUCCCCCCGCGUUUCGCAGACUAAAUCAUCGAGAUGGAUCGCUACACUUCGACCUAUAGACGAGACUACACCUGGCCCGAAGUUUCAUGCGUGCGAAAACCUCCACCGCCGCAAAUCGCGAAGCGCGAAGACGCGAGAGGCAUCGCUUGCGUCUGCAUGGAUCCACGGAAAGCGCUCGAAGAAUUAUUACGAAUAUGCCGAAAGUCUUACGAUUGCGACGGUCGUCCGGAACGUCCCUCGAAACUUCACACCGUCAAAGAUAAACAAAGGUCGAAACCGCUCGCAGCAAGAUGUCCCGAUCCGUGCAGAAAAUCUCGCGACGAAGGAUCAGCGCGAGUGAACGCUGAUCGUUUAAAGACCACGUAUCAGGUGGAUUACAGCGAUCCUGCUGCCGCGCGGAUGACGCGACGUGACAAGCCGUCGGCGGUCGUCGAGGGGGAUGGUCAACAACUGCAGUGUUGUCUGCCAAUCAACAUUAUCAUACAAGCUGAUUUUCCGCCGCAUCGUCAUCCCAAAAUCUCGAAAAUCGGCAAAAGUCCGAGAGGCAAGGCGUGCGAUUUUUCACAGAAAAGUAUAUCAAGGUACGAGAAGAAGCACGAGGAUGACGAUAAAUGUCUCUCGCUGUGGAAAUCGAAGUAUCGAGAUAGUAUCGACAGAAUGGAUCACACCAUCAUCAAAGCCGAACUGCACGACGUCAAGAGGAACGUCGUACCGAUGUACAUUACAACCAAUUGAAUUUAUUGGAAAAAUUUGCUAAUGAUCAACUAAAUAUGCGGAAACUUAAUUCGUAGCGUAAUCAGGCAUCUAUGAAUGAAAC
This is a messenger RNA of Harpegnathos saltator (Jerdon's jumping ant), 1352 nucleotides long. RefSeq lists its product as uncharacterized. The coding region runs from base 569 to 1270 and encodes 233 amino acids. The transcript is spliced from 4 exons. Lineage: Eukaryota; Metazoa; Arthropoda; Insecta; Hymenoptera; Formicidae. The record is from RefSeq and is a predicted model, not a curated record.